CUUAAAGAUACAAUUUUAAAAUUUUGUUUUUAGUCUUCAAAAUUUUGCUGGACUAAACGAACACAAAUUCGAACAUAGAAAAAAAAAUGAAAAUCGUUGAAACUUUGAGUAUAUUAUUUGUGAUAACACUUGUCGCAAAUUGUUUCAAAAUAGAGCCCCGUAUUAUAUCUGGCAAACAUGCAACUAAAGGACAACUUCCAUGGCAAGUCCUGAUUAAAAAAGUUGGCCUAGUUUGGUGUGGUGGAUCAAUUAUUGCUGAUGAAUGGGUUUUAACUGCAGCUCAUUGUACAAAAGGCGAAAAGUCAUUAGAAUUAGUUUUCGGAAUAAUUCAUGUAAAAGAGCCUGGUAUAAGCAUGAAAAGUAAUCAAUUUACAGAACAUCCACAAUAUAAUCCAUCAAAUUUAAAUUACGAUAUAUCGUUAAUUAAAUUGCCACAGAAAUUGACAUUUAACAAUUUUAUAAAACCGAUAACAUUAAAUAAAAAUCCUGAUCAAUUUACUGGACAACUUUGUACUAUAUCCGGUUGGGGUUAUAUGAGUGAUGAAGAUUUAAUACAUUCCGAUAAUCUCCUUUAUGCAAAAGUUAAUGUUAUAACAAGAGACAAUUGUAUAGAAUUCUAUGGGGAAGAUUAUGUAACAGACGAUACCAUAUGUACAUUAGGAUCAAAUUUGUCGGAUGAAAGUAUAUGUAGUGGUGAUUCUGGUGGGGCUUUAGUAAUUGAUGAUGGAUCAAAUCCAAUACAAAUUGGAAUUAAUUCAUUUGUUGCUGACGAAAGAUGUACAGAGAAAAUACCAGCUGGAUAUAUACGUGUUAGUUCUUUUAUUAAUUUCAUUGAAAGUGUAAUAAAAAAACAAAUAUAAAGAAAAGUAGUGAUAUUAUUUAAUGGAUUAAUGAUUCAUUUUUUUUUUGUUUUUUUUUUUUUUUCAAAAUUAAAAACAAAUCAAAAUUAUUUUAAGAUUUGUGAUAAGAGGUAUAAAAAUAUCCCAGAUAAGAUAA
Molecule: messenger RNA, 996 nt
Organism: Condylostylus longicornis
Lineage: Eukaryota; Metazoa; Arthropoda; Insecta; Diptera; Dolichopodidae
Product: brachyurin-like
Exons: 2
Coding region: 87-860 (257 amino acids)
Biological process (GO): proteolysis
Molecular function (GO): serine-type endopeptidase activity
Source: RefSeq, a predicted model, not a curated record